CUACUCUUGUGUGUAUCAAGUAUCAACUCCAUUAAUUACUAGUGAUUAAAAAAAAUGAAGAUGAACAAAAUCAGCAGCAAGUUGAUAAAGCCACACACACCAACCCCUCAAAACCUCAAGAAUUACAAGUUAUCGUUUAUGGAUGAGCUUACUCCUCCGAUGCAUAUUGCUGUUAUUCUGUUUUACGAAUCGAAACCCGAAGACGCCAGCCUCCGGUUGGAAGAAUCACUGGCCAGAAUCUUGGUUGAUUUCUAUCCUCUUGCAGGAAGAUUCAUCAAGAAUGAAAGCUUGAUUGAUUGCAGCGAUGAGGGAGCCGAGCUCGUCGAAGCAGAGGCUCUCGGCGUCGAGCUGAUCGACCUCGUAGCGAAAAUCGAGAUCGAUCAGCUCCACGACCUCCUCCCGGACCAACAUUUCCGAGUCGACGAAGCUGUCGAAAAUCCACUCCUCUCGAUCCAGGUCACACGUUUCCCGUGCGGUGGGGCCGCGGUCGCCGUCAGCGUCUCCCACAAGGUCUUCGACGCGUCGUCGGUUGGGACGUUCGUGGCCGCCUGGUCGGACGCCGCCGCCAAUCCGGGUCACGAUACGAGGGUAAAACCGUCUUUUCAUCUCCGCUCGUUGCUUCCGUCCGCGAGCCGCGCCCCGGAUUUCGUGCAACCGAGCGCGGAUCACGAGUUUUUUUUGAAGAGGGUUUUGUUCGACAAGGAGGCUUUAACGAGGCUGAAAUCAAGAAUAAGCCAAACCAACGGAAAACCCUUAUCCGGAGUGCGUGUUGUGUGUGCCGUUAUAGCCAAAGCCCUCAUCCGCCUGCACGCCGCCGUCAACGGCAGAGGCAGAAGCUCCGUCGUAUAUCAACCGGUUAACAUGCGGGAGCGAUCAAUCCCACCUCAGUCGAGACACGCUUGUGGGAAUUUCUCCGUCCCAUCAUUCACGCCACGCAUAGAAGCGGGGGACGACGUUGCUGUCGAUGAACUUGUUCGUCUAUUCGGAGAUUCAAUCCGAAUGGCCAUAGCUCGUCAUGCUGAGAUACUGUCUCCUGAUAGGGAUGGAUGCGAUAUCUUCACAAGUAGUAUGGAAAGUUUCAUAAAACAUUUGUGCGAACAUGAAACUAAUGCUAUAAUAAUCUCUGAUUGGAGUAGGUUUGGAUUCCACGAAGCCGAUUUCGGAUGGGGGAAGCCUGUCGGGACGAGCAUCGGAUUUGGGCCGCCGUCUAGCAACGUUGUGGUGCUGAUGAGCGACAGAGAGGGAGAUGGGAUUGAGGCAUGGUUUCAUUUGAACCAAAAUGAGAUGCCUUACUUUGAGCAAGAUGAGGAGAUCAAAAGCUUCAUGUCCUAGUAAUGAGUUCUUUGUUUUUUUUCAACUUUUUAUGAAUAAAAUUAUAAUUCCGCCCGCCAAAUUUAGUCCGAAAUACAAAAAAAUAUAAUUUCGCCAGCCUAUUUUCAAAAUCCUAGCUCCGUCCCUGGCAUAUACGACAUUGGAUCCCUCGUUCUGAUCGGUAUGUAGUUUAUAAGGCCGGCCCUGCCAUCACAUGAACGAGAGAGUCAAAGUUUGUUUUCUGGGGCAUUUACUUUUCAUGAUCGAUAAGAUAAAUAAUUUAAUA
Salvia miltiorrhiza (redroot sage) is the source of this 1597-nucleotide messenger RNA. RefSeq names its product pelargonidin 3-O-(6-caffeoylglucoside) 5-O-(6-O-malonylglucoside) 4'''-malonyltransferase-like. The transcript has a single exon. The record is from RefSeq and is a predicted model, not a curated record. The coding region runs from base 55 to 1332 and encodes 425 amino acids. Lineage: Eukaryota; Viridiplantae; Streptophyta; Magnoliopsida; Lamiales; Lamiaceae.